Messenger RNA from Zea mays, 3479 nucleotides. RefSeq lists its product as uncharacterized. The record is from RefSeq and is a predicted model, not a curated record. The transcript has 4 exons. The coding region runs from base 359 to 1984 and encodes 541 amino acids. NCBI's taxonomy places the organism in Eukaryota, Viridiplantae, Streptophyta, Magnoliopsida, Poales, Poaceae.
GAGAGAGUGAAUCGUUUGAGUUAUAGCUAACGGUCACACGCACCACAAAACCCCGUUCCCCAAUUCCCCGAUCGACGCCCCUCUUAUCACAGGAGGGCGGCGGGGCUGCUGUCGGCUACUCGGCUCCACGAGACCACGACUGGAGUUCGGCGAAUCGACAGUAGGUGGAGGCGGGGCUCACGGCCGACGGAGCCUCUCACCAACGCCCAACGCCCAACGCCGGUUCCCUGGGUUGGGCUGGCCACUUGCUCCUCGCCGGCUGGGGCUGAGGUGUGGCCGGCGGCAGCUAGGAACAGCGACCUGCGCCAGUCGAAGCAACAUUGCGUCAGGGAGCGGAAGACAUGCGCGCCGUUGGUGAAUGACAGCUUUGCAUCACCUUCUCUGCCGCUCCCAUUUCUCCCUCGAGGCAAGAAAAAUAAAUCCUAGGGUUUCUGCCUCCAAUCCGCGGCCGAUGCCUGACGCCAAUGAGCUGGAAGCCGCCCGGCGCGUGGCGACCUUCACCUUGGCGGAGCUCUCUAUCUCCUCUUCGACGUUGCCUCCUCGCUCCAACCUCCCGGCGCUCUUUCGCCGCUGCCUCCAGUUGCUGCCUCUUCUCAACGCUGGCGAUCCAAAACUAGCCGCUCGAUGCUGCCGCGGCCUCCUCGCUUCCGUUGGCGCCAUCCUCUCUCGGGACCUCUCGCCCUCCCUCCUCCCUGCAAUCGAGGUCUUCACUGAGAGUGUUGUUUCUAGUGACCAUUUGAGGAGCUGCUUGAUUAUAGCCAACUGUGCUGCACGUGAAGGAUCAAGGAUGUUCGCUGAGGCUGACCCAUACGAGGAUGAGCACAUAAUGCUUGAACUUGUGUGCCGCCACUUCAUUUCAUCAUUACUGGACGAGGGGGCAUUUGAGGUGUUUCUGAGUGCACUUUCUUGGUCGGGGAGGGCAUUGCAGCGGACUCCAGAAAUCAGCUUUCAGGGGGCUUUUGUGCUGGUUCAAAGGACCUACCUCUCUUUGCCGGCUGUUGUACAAGCACAUCUUUUACUGCUCAUGUCAAGAUGCACCAGUGGUCAAAAUCUUAACUCGCAUAUGCUAGCGUUUAGAUAUGCCAUGAAUCUUUAUGUCAGAUAUUUACCGGCAUUGCGUGUUUUCAACAUAACCCGCAGUGCAAUACCCCCACUGAAUUAUUUGGGCAAGAAAAGAUCUUUUAGUUGUAUCAAAGAUAGCACUGAUCAGAAACUCAGAAGUCAGAUCUAUCGUCUGCUUUCGUUUUGUGAAUUGCACUGUGGUGAUGAUCUUCCUGUCAAUGAGAGUGAUAUUGGUUGCAUAAUUGAAAUGAACCAGCAUAUGUUUCUUGAAAAGUUCAGGCAAGAAUGUAUUGUGUUUGUGAAGGGUAUAUUGUCUAGUAUCCUGUGCUGUGCAAAGCAAAAGGAGGUGAGUGAACCUGAUACUGAGGUAUCAGAUGAGAUUAUUUGCCUUGCUGCAGCAACUAGGGUAAUGGGCUCCUCAAUUCUAUACAUCCUGCACAAUAAAAAUUAUGAAGCAAACUGCAAGGAAUACAAUGUUAUAUGUGAAAUUAUCAGUUUGCUUGGGCAAUAUGGAACAGAUGAGCUUCAUAGAUAUGACCUCCUGGCUAUUAUUGGGGAGUCAGUGGAAAGUGAAAGUGCCUCAAUGCUAAUGUUGGCUCAUUUUGCUAGCUUAUCAACUUGUUGUUUAAGAAGAAGGCUUGGCUUUCUGUGGAAAGGUUGUAUUAUCAUGAUGAUGAUCGCCACAAAUCUUAUUGCUGAAGAGCAAAGUUGGGGUACAUUUCAUCUCCCUAUGGAUGUCUCCAAAUAUUCUCCAGUUUUCUGCAAUACCGAAAAGGGGAUUGUAGAGGUUUCUGCUCGAACUAAAGAGAUAAUAUUACGGUAUAAAAGCAUACAUAAAUCUCAUAAUAAAGGCAGGCGCUUUUAUGAUGAUGGAAUCAGGUGCAACAGCAGCGGCUUGGAAGUUGCGGUGCAGAACUCAUGAACAGAGUGCAUGGGAGCUUUCUGUACUCCCCUGGACGGAGGGAUAAGACUGUUGGUUAUUUUUUGAGAGAGAAGUUAAUUUUUUUUACAUAUUUUGUUGGUCUCAUGCUGAUGGACUGGUGGGAGGCAAGAGUAGUAGUGCUGCACGUUGGAUCUCCCAAACCUAUAUCACCUACUAUGUGACCUUUUAUUUUGGGACAAAAUUUGAAUUAUAGAAUUGCAAAUAUUUAGGACAGAGGGAGUAAGUUAAUACCCUAUUAAUAAUAUUAAAAACAAUUGCGCAUGUCUCAUUUCUUCCCCCCUUUGACCAGUAGUUAACGAAUUCCUGGUGACUAUUGGUGGGUGUAUAGCAAUUUUAAUCGAUAAAAGAUGCAACAUUGAUAUUAAGACCAGAAUGCUGGAUAAAUUCCAUUGAAAUGUAUAUUAUAAUUUUUUUUGAAGAAACUGACUAUAGGAAUGUCAAAAGGACAAGUAGAAGAUGGUAGUAUGCAUCAGUUGCUUACCACUAUUAUUUCCAUCUUGUGAUAUGUAGUCAAGACCAAUUUAAAUCCUGCUACCAAAUUUGAUCAGAGUGAGUUCCUAUAGAUCAAAUUGAUGAUGGUGGACUGUUCUAUCGUUCUCAUCCAGACACUUUUUUAACAUGUCAGACUAAUACUAGUUUCAUGCGUCCCUUGACCUCUUGUUCACGUGCCUAUUAGCUUCUAAUAAUUGUUUAGUUUGAAUUAUGUUAUCUCGUUGCAGUUUGGGCGCUCCUGAGGAAUGCAAUUCCAGAGUUGGAAAGCCUGCCGGUCAAAGGUUUUUUGAGUGUCAUCCUGAAUAUUCACGAAAGUCGUGGGCUGAUAUACUGGAUUAUGUUGAAUGUGAAGAAGGAAAAGAUUAUUCAAAUGCCUUGAAGCAACUCCAAAAGUUUAAGAAGUUUAAAUAUAGAAAAUGGUUCGACAAGAGACAAUCUAAACGGCAGUGUAUCAUGGAUACUUUGGGACUCAAGUCAAGGAGCUAGUGUGGUGAGAGCAUCUCAAUCACCAGGUCGGGUUCGAAGCAGCAUCUCCAUUUUUUAGAGAGAAAGGUUUGCCCCGAUUUCUCCUCCUAGGAGUUCUCACUCAGGUGGGACUGUGGGAGCCUCGGGCACUAGAUCAGUCGCCUCUAAAGUCAAGAAGCUAGUGUGGCGAAUCUAGUUUUUUAGAGAGAAACGUCGUCGCGAUUCACCAAGGAAGCAUGCUGUUUGGCUGGAGUGGAUCGAGGCCACUUGCCUUAUGCGUGAAUCUUGAUUCCUGACUUAUGCAUGAAUCUUGAUUUGUGGCUUAAUGUUAGAUUUUAAUUCUAGCAUAUCCUAACUUGUAGUGUGCUAAAAAGCAGCUUUGUUGUUGUCGAAGCGAGGAUAUUAAAAUCUGGUUCCACCGGCGGCUCUUUGUAUCCCCUAGAUGCUUUCCUGAGAGAAAAUGGGUAAAUAUCGGUAUGCUAUUAAACGAGCCUGUUUUCGCUUGUGUUUUGCUAAA